Galeopterus variegatus (Sunda flying lemur) is the source of this 558-nucleotide messenger RNA. Its product is annotated as long-chain-fatty-acid--CoA ligase ACSBG1-like. Gene Ontology annotation, molecular function: long-chain fatty acid-CoA ligase activity. The record is from RefSeq and is a predicted model, not a curated record. The annotation marks the transcript as partial. NCBI's taxonomy places the organism in Eukaryota, Metazoa, Chordata, Mammalia, Dermoptera, Cynocephalidae. Gene Ontology annotation, cellular component: endoplasmic reticulum; membrane. The transcript has 4 exons.
AUGGGGGAAGGGUUGGAGAAGCCUGAAGAGAGACUGGAGGGGGCUCAGCGGCCCUUGGCUAAUGCUUCUACCCGAGGGCACAGGGCUCUGGCAGUGGCCAGUUACGGGGGCUCCCGUCUUGGGAAGGAGAAGGCGCUGUGGACUACUCAGGCUGAUGGACGGGUCCGUCUGCGCAUAGACCCCAGCUGCCCACAGCUUCCCUGCACUGUACAUCGGAUGUUCUCCAAGGCUCUGGACAAGUAUGGGGACCUCAGCGCCCUGGGCUUCAAGCGCCAGGACAAGUGGGAGCACAUCUCCUACUUCCAGUACUACCUGCUUGCCCGCAAAGCUGCCAAGGGCUUCCUGAAGCUCGGCCUGGAGCGGGCCCACAGCGUGGCCAUCCUUGGCUUCAACUCCCCGGAGUGGUUCUUCUCAGCAGUGGGCACAGUAUUUGCAGGUGGCAUCGUCACUGGCAUCUACACAACCAGCUCCCCUGAGGCUUGCCAGUACAUCGCCCAUGACUGCCGUGCCAACGUCAUCGUGGUAGACACGCAGAAGCAGCUGGAAAAGAUCCUGAAG